This is a messenger RNA of Xenopus laevis (African clawed frog), 1830 nucleotides long. RefSeq names its product coiled-coil domain containing 28A S homeolog (gene ccdc28a.S). NCBI's taxonomy places the organism in Eukaryota, Metazoa, Chordata, Amphibia, Anura, Pipidae. The transcript has a single exon. The coding region runs from base 141 to 692 and encodes 183 amino acids. The record is from RefSeq and is a predicted model, not a curated record.
GCUGUGGACUACCUGAAUUUCCUAUAAACGUGCCACACUGCUAAACUGUUCUAGUUGUUCUCUCUCGAACUUUUACCAAUGAUGUUUGAUACACCUGUGUUAUCGGGAACAGAUAAACUGUGACUGGAAAUUGCCUCUCAAUGGAUGAGCGGAAGAUUAAAAAGAGGAGCCCCAAGUCCUCCACCAGUCACCCUCCCCCUCUAGUGAAUUCCAAGAAAAACUCUGUGCCACUUAGCAAAAGCACUGGAUUUGCGAAUGCGGUGGAACAGCCAACUGGACAAAAACCAAAGCUGAAAAGAGUCCUUAAGGAGAAGUCGAAAUCUCAAGGAGAGAGUAAAGGUGCUUCUUCUGCUCCAAUUCAGCACUCCUUUCUUACGGAUGUGUCUGAUGUUCAGGAAAUGGAGAAGGGUCUCUUGAGUCUGCUCAAUGACUUUCACUCUGGCAAACUGCAAGCAUUUGGAAACAACUGUUCAAUCGAACAAAUGGAACAUGUCCGAGGGAUGCAGGAAAAGCUUGCACGCCUGCACUUGGAGUUAUAUGGUGAGCUGGAGGAACUUCCAGAAGACAAGCGCAAAAUUGCAAGUGAUUCCAAUCUUGAUCGACUACUUUCUGAUUUGGAAGAGCUGAAUUUGUCUAUACAAAAGUUACAUCUCGCAGAUGCUCAGGACAUCCCAAAACCCCCAGCCAACUGAAUUUUAUUUACAAAGAGUUUUUGUUUAAAAAACGUUUUAAAAACAACCUUUCUUUUGAAUACAUGUACAACUGUAUAAGAAUCCCUAUACUUGGGAUAUUACUGAUAUUCCAGUCUGCAUAUGAAACAACCUGUUCAUUUGCAUUUCUAAAAUUACCGCCUUUCCUGAUAUUUUUUUUAAAUCAAGACCAGAAACAUUCGCUGCUACUAAUCUUUUACAUUCCUUAGGGCUAUGACACUCGGUGCUACUUGUCGCAGCUCGAAAAUAUCCUGUCAUAGAUAAAGCAAGAAUUGUCUCUGCUGAAACACGUUUUAGCAGGAAUAAUUAUAAAUACUGUCUAUUUUGAAGUAGCUCUGUGUGUAAUUGCCCUUACUGUUGUGGUGCAUACACAAACACUUGAAUCAUUAGCUGUACCUAGAGAGGUGCAUGUGCAAACAUUCUGUAUUACAAAAAAAAUAGCAUACUCCCCGAAGAUAGUCAAUGGUCAUUAUGAGGCCUCUGCAAAACAUUGGCCCUGCUUGAGUAUAUCUUACAAUUUAAUCUGUUUGACAGAUAUGUGAAAUGACAUAGUCCUCCAUUAUAGAAAUUUUGACAGCAAGUCACAGGCUUAACUGUCAUUUAUUGCUUUUGGGAAGCUCCCGUAUGUAUUAAACAGCUAAUGCACAGUUGUCCGGGUAAACACUUGAUAACUGACGUUAUUUGUCCUGUUUUGCUAUAACUGUUGACUCGAGUGUUCUAUUUAUGGUAUUAGACCCCCAAAAAGCAGUUUAUCAGGUUUUUGUCAAGCAGAGGUUCGUCCAAUUUAUGACAUUGCUAACUUACUAAUCUAUCAAAAGUAUUUUUAUUUAACCUCUUCAUUGCAACAAUCAUAGAAUCUGCAGUGCUGACAUAAAGUACUAGUGUGCCAAUGAUGUAGAUUGCAUUUUGGUGAACCCUAUUUGAAUAACCUUUUGUUAAGCAACAUGUACUACAGGCUGCACUUGCCUCUGUUGGCUUUUUAAAUGCUUAAAUGUAUUAAACAUUUUGUGGAUGUGGCUACAAAUGUAAUGUAUGCAGAUUUUAUGUGCAAGCAUAAAAUAUUUUUGUAUGCAUGUAUCUUCGCUUAAAAUUAAAGUUUAAGAAGAUGGUUUGAAUCAGA